Oncorhynchus mykiss (rainbow trout) is the source of this 4035-nucleotide messenger RNA. The record is from RefSeq and is a predicted model, not a curated record. Lineage: Eukaryota; Metazoa; Chordata; Actinopteri; Salmoniformes; Salmonidae.
UUUCCGAAACGAUAAAAAACGUAAAACCUAUGGAGAAAGGCAGCUCGGGCAUAAAGCUACAGGCCUACAAAUCAAGUGAGGUGACUGUACCUCAGUUUUCAUUCGGUUAUCAGGAUUUGGAACUAGAAUCAACAGAGAGCAAACAUGGGAUUCGUGACCGAAGCAAGCAAUGACAAUGUUAUAGCUUCAAUACUGCCCCUAUUCGGCAAGAAAAUAAACGGCAAUGUUUUUGACGUUGUUUCGCGGGGAUUAUGCUACUAUUCUCGGUUUUGAAAGGGAGAGAGCCAGGCAUCACAGCGCCGCACUAGAGAAGCCGGAGGUUAAUCACGUUUUCAGCACCUAGACAGCUCCUUGUGGAAGAGGAGGUCUAUAUUCGGCAGCAAGGAGUCCCUUCUGCGAUCGCGGGGGAAGCCCUCAACCCUCACUAGCAAUUUUGGAGCGGUGUAGCCAACAACACACACAACGUUCUGACCUUUCUUCCUCCACUCUCCAACGAUGCUGGUUAUUUGGUGGUCAGUCAGGGACACUUAAUAUAAUCUUGCUGAACGACGAUGGUGCUUGCAUUUCGGCUCCAGUCUUUUCGUGUUGCAAAGGAUUCUAAGCAGCAGCAGCAGGGGUGCUUGUCCAAUGUAAAAGUGCUAAGGAAGGCAGCAGCCUACACAUCGCCACGAGCUUGGAGCACGAGCCUCACUCACGCUGAUCAUCACAGAGGGAGACAUUAUCACGAGCACGCGGCCAACGGGAGGCUCGAUUAGACUGUCAACAAUGUAAAUCAAGACAGGUUCAACAUGAGUCCAGCAGAGUAUAUCUGGUGUGGCGAACUCAGAAGCUAAGAGAGGCUGAGAGAACUGAGUGAAGAACAUAGCCGCCUCCUCUUCCUCUCUCCAUCACCAUCCACCAACAUGGCUAACCCUCAUGACGUGGUGGAGCAGCAGGCUGGAGGCCUAUCAGACCUGGAGAUCAUCUCCCAGCCAGACCCUGUGGAGGAGCAUGGUGUGCAGGAGAUGAACCCUUCCUGCAUGGCUCCUGUCCAGCUGGUCAGCUUUGGCUACAGGGACCUUCCUCUGGCCCACCUGGACCUCUCCCUGGCCGGAUCACAGCUCCUCUCUAACCUGGAUGAGGACGACAACAGGGAAGGGUCUAACUGGUUGAAGCCGUGCUGUGGGCGGAGGGUAGCCCUGUGGCAGGUGUGUCUGCUCAGUGCAGGCUUCAACUGUUUCCUGGUGGCCCUGGUCAUCCUGGUGGUGGUCUUCUUGACCCUGGAACUCCUCAUAGACACCAAGCAUCUACAAUUUGCCAAUGCUAUUCAAUUUGCCAGCGUCAUCCAUUGGAUCAGCCUUGCCAUCCUUUCACUCUUCUUCACUGAGACAGUCUUCAGGAUUGUAGUCCUUGGGAUUUGGGACUACAUUGAGAACAAAGUAGAGGUGUUUGACGGGGCAGUCAUCGUAUUGUCCCUGGCCCCUAUGGUAGCCUCCACGGUAGCCAACGGCCCCAGCAGUCCCUGGGACGCCAUCAGCCUCAUCAUCACCCUGCGCAUCUGGAGGGUCAAGAGAAUCAUCGACGCCUAUGUGUUGCAGGUGAAGGUGGAGAUGGAGCUGGAGAUCCUGCAGUGUGAGAAGAUCAAGGCUGUCAGGGAGGAGCAGCUGGAACGACUCACACAGAUCUGCCAGGAGCAGGCAUUUGAGAUCAGACAGCUCCGGGCCCACCUGGCCCAGCAGGACUUGGACCUGGCUGCAGAGCAGGAGGCUGCUAUGCAGAUCCACCAUGUGUGGGGCAAACAGAGGAGCAGCUACCAGGUGGUGGAGAGCCAGGGCCCUGGGGAGUCUGACGAUGAGGGACAUGGAGUCCUCAGGGAGACCCCAGCAGAUCCUGUUGUCCAUCAUGACGACAUGAACAACUAUAUCAGCCAGUACUACAGUGAACAAAGUAGUGACAUGGGGGGUCCUCGUGUCAUCACCACGGCAGCCAUCGAUGUCCACCUCCCUACGACCCAUUACCCCGCCCACAACAAUCCUCUGCUGGGCGUGGAGCAAAUGAGUAGCGCUGUGAGUGACACUUCCACCAGCGUAUCACUGUCCAGUGGCAGUCUGACGGCCCGCCCCCAUAGCCUGAGCAGCCACACCCUGCGCUCGUCUACUACGGACUGCAGCAGCAGCACCACGGCCAGGGACUACCACACCCAGGCUAGGAACUACAAUGCCCAUACUAAGGCCCGGGGGCCUUAUCUGGACUACAAGUCCCAGAAGCAGACCCAGGACAGGGACUUUAACACCGAGCACUCCAACACCCAGGGCCAGCGCUGCUUCCUCCUGCCCUACUGCAGCCCUCUGGGCCUGGGUCUGACCUCAGCCCAGCCUCCCCUUCCACAGGACCCCAGCGUGGUAGUCCAGGAGCUGCUCUCGUCCCUGCCCUACUGCAGCCCUCUGGGCCUGGGUCUGACCUCAGCCCAGCCUCCCCUUCCACAGGACCCCAGCGUGGUAGUCCAGGAGCUGCUCUCGUCCCUGCCUGAGGACUCCUGUCUGGCCCAGAAAGGCCUGGUGGACCCAGUUAACCUGAAGCGUCCCAGUCCUGCCAGCUCAGCCAAGGCCAGCCCAGAGCUGGAGCACAGAAUCAACAUCUACAACUGGAAGAAUCAGGAGGAAAACCAGUAUCAGAGCCGGGGCCAGAGACAGGGCCGAGCCGCAGCCACUGUGCUCCUACAGACUAAGCCUCUCAUCCACCUGCAGGGCGGCACUCCUGAGUCCUCUUUGGAGGAGAAGUAUAGGCUACUGGGCCCUGCUGAUGGUCCACUGGGCCGUCUGCCUGAUACAUAGGGUUGAUUUACACUACUGAGCUAAGCCAAGCCGAACUGAGCUGCAUUGUGCUGGCCUGGUUAUGCAUCCACCAUAGUUGUUUGAACCGUGCUGGAAAGGACAUGUGAAAAGAAUAUGUCAGAGCUAGCACUGGUUGGCUCGGGUCGGAACAACAGCGUGAAAAGGGCAAUAGUUCAUCCCAGAGGACAGAGCAUACAGCUCAAGACAGAACUGACUGACCUGGCUUCUCCAAAUCCUCAUGCUUCAAACAAAGUCAGAGCCUGUUCCAAGAUCAAACCUGGCGUUACAAAGACCAUCUGUUAGCAAGACAGCACAAACAGAUCUGGGGCUAGGCUACCGCUCUCAUGUUAGUCUUCCCUUCUCUGUGGGGCUCCGGACAGAGACAGACAGACAGACACAGCCCUCCUCGAACUCAAUCUUGGGGUGACUUUGAAUAAUGCCCCAUUUGCACAACAAUGACCCAGUGAGGACAGAGGAGACGUGUGGGCCUAGAAAGAACCAUCAUCAGGAAAUCCCACUUUAAAUGGGGCCCCAAAUGUGAAACAAAACCGUUUGAAAUAAAACCAGCAAUGGGCCAUAUUCAAGCCUUUACAGAACAAGCCUAUUCAAGUGUUCCUAUGUUAACUGCAAGACAGAUUUGAUAUUCUAAUAUCUAAGUUGGGUGGGAGUGGGAGUGGGAGUGGGUGGUGUUUUUGCUUUCUUUUUAUUUGUAUUAGCUACUGUAAGUGUGCAGUUCUCUCUGCUCUAACAACCAAGCCACAGGGUGCUUUCCCUGGACAAACUGUCUGUGCCAAAUAAACAGACACUUUCUUACUAUACUUUUGUCUUUCUAUAACAGAGAUAAAGAGGUUUGUAGAGGUAGAGGAACAUCAACCAUAUCAAGCCUGGUAUUUUCUAGCCAGAUCCAACAACAGGCAAUUGAAGAAAUGAUGGAGGAAUUAAAAGUAUGAGGAUAGGUGGUGAAUGGCCCUAAAGGAUCCCAAGAGGUCCAGCAUAAGAAAAGCAUGUGAAUCUGAUUAUGAGCUGUGAUGGAGGAUUGGUGUUUUAGAUUGGAGUGCUGGUAGCAUGAACCUUUCUUUAAAAGAUCUGCAGCCUGAACAUGGCUAGCCAAUCCUGUGCACUUUAAUCUUUACAGAUGUUUUGUAAACUUAAUAUGUGGGGAACUCAUUGCCAAAUAUCAGGUGGUGCCAUUCAAAUAAUAAAUAAACCUUUGUAACAUUAA